Molecule: messenger RNA, 582 nt
Organism: Anthonomus grandis grandis
Lineage: Eukaryota; Metazoa; Arthropoda; Insecta; Coleoptera; Curculionidae
Gene: Pa1
Product: PAXIP1-associated glutamate-rich protein 1
Exons: 2
Coding region: 112-498 (128 amino acids)
Source: RefSeq, a predicted model, not a curated record
UGGAAUGUCAAUCAGCUGAUUGUCACAAGUUUGUUGUUGUUUUAUUGUUUGCAAACAAAAAUUGGCUUCUUCAUUAAAAUCCAAGAUUAAAAUUAUAAAUAGCUUUAAAAUAUGACUGAAAGCGAAGAUUGGUGCAUCAGUUGCUCUGAUGACGAGUUGAAAAAUACCACAGACCCUUGGGAGCCCGAACCGGAAGCCAUUGAUAGAAUCUACAGUUUACUAGUGAAAGGCGAACUCCCGGAGAUAAAGUGGAAAUGCCCUGGCUAUAGAUCUCCCUCUCCUGAACUAAAUAAUGAACAGCCAAAGGAGGAAAAUGAAGAAAAAAAGGAAGAACAAGAUGAUUUUGACUUUAUGGAUGAAAUGACCUCACCUAGGCUUAAAAUAAGACACAAAGGAGCGGAGACUCUUAAAGGCAGUGCAAAGAAAAAAACUACAUCUCUCGAUGGAGUUAUAAACAAUAUGAGAAGGCAUCAUUUGCUACCUGCUACCACUAAGUGAAGCUUUACCUCAAGUUUUUCUUGGGUUAAUAUGAAAAAAUUGAUUAAAAUUAUUAAGGAAUAAAGUACAGUAUUUUAAAUUUUA